AUGGUUGAUCUUAAAGAGGGGACGUCAAACUCCUCAUCUUCAUCCUCGUCAUCGUCACCGUCUCUUUCACUAUCAACAAUGCAAAUAGAUAGAGAAUUGUGGAUGAUUGCUGAGGAAAGGGCUCAGGAGAUACUAAACACCAUCCAACCUAUCUAUGUUUCUGACAUAACUAGGAGUGAGAUUGUUAAUUAUGUCCAAACUCUUGUCAAGGAUCGUCUUGGAACUGAGGUCUUUAAUUUUGGUUCAGUGCCAUUAAAAACCUAUCUCCCAGAUGGAGAUAUUGAUCUGACAGUCCUAACUCCUAAAGAUAAGGAGGAGAACAUGGCUAAAGCAUUAUGCAGUAUCCUUCAAGCUGAAGAUGGAGAAUCUGAUUUCCAAGUUACUGAUGUUCAGUAUAUCCAAGCACAGGUCAAGGUCAUAAAGUGCAAGAUCAGGAAAAUUUCUGUAGAUAUCUCCUUCAAUCAAAUGGCAGGACUAUGCGCUAUAUGUUUCCUGGAGCAGGUUGAUACUAUUUUUGGGAGAGACCAUCUGUUCAAACGUAGCCUGAUUUUGAUCAAGGCUUGGUGCUAUUACGAGAGCCGUAUCCUCGGUGCCAACACUGGAUUGAUUUCAACAUAUGCAUUGGCAGUACUAGUCUUGCAUAUUAUCAACAUUUCUUAUCCAUCAUUAUCUGGCCCUUUAGCGGCACUGUUUAAGUUCUUGGAAUACUAUGCAUCAUUUGAUUGGGAUAAAUACUGUGUCACGGUCUAUGGUCAAGUCCUGAUAUCUUCUCUUCCAGACAUGACUGGUAAGGAUACUGAGAUCACAAGACAUCAUUUAUCUUAUGUUUUCCUUUAUUUUGAGACUUCACUUGUUGCUCUUUAUGUAGAAACCGAGCAUCAUGAAGUUGUGUUGAACGAGAAGUUCGUUAGAGAAUGCAUGGAGUUAUAUUCGUUUCCAACUAAAGCUGUCCAUGCAAAUGGCCUUGGCUUUCCUGUGAGGCCUUUAAACAUCGUGGAUCCUAUGAAACACACUAACAACCUUGGCCGUAGUGUGACAGUAGGCAAUGUGAAACGUUUAAGACAUGCGUUUACUCUGGGAUCUAAAAAGCUAAAGGAUGUGCUUACACUACCUGGAGAAACAAUGGGAUGGAAACUUGAGAAGUUCUUUGGUAAUACACUGGAGAGAAACGGUAAGGGACAACGUCUAGACGUGGAGGAACCUGUCACUGCGUUUGGCACUGGAAGAUCAGAAUUUUCUGAACUUAGAGGUGAUUUUGAAGGAUACUUCAAUAGUCUUGUAUAUGGGAAGUGGUUUCACGGUGAGACUCAGCAGAACUGGAUUCCUCAGGGUCAGGACACAAGUUAUUGGGACAUUUUGAAUGGUUUCUAUAGAAAGAAUCUUAAUGGAGCAAUCCCCAUGCAGAGAUCAAGAGGAACUGGAACUUACAUUCCUGAAAUGAGUCAACAAUCUUAUACAGACAGGUUCAGUAACAAACCGAGUAGGAUGAAGUCAUUGCCUUCAGCACCUCGGUCCUAA
Messenger RNA from Eruca vesicaria subsp. sativa (arugula), 1518 nucleotides. Lineage: Eukaryota; Viridiplantae; Streptophyta; Magnoliopsida; Brassicales; Brassicaceae. The record is from the annotation of a GenBank genome assembly.